Messenger RNA from Nymphaea colorata (pocket water lily), 2862 nucleotides. Its product is annotated as nudix hydrolase 3. The record is from RefSeq and is a predicted model, not a curated record. Bases 84 to 2411 code for a protein of 775 amino acids. The transcript is spliced from 21 exons. Gene Ontology annotation, cellular component: cytoplasm. NCBI's taxonomy places the organism in Eukaryota, Viridiplantae, Streptophyta, Magnoliopsida, Nymphaeales, Nymphaeaceae. Gene Ontology annotation, molecular function: dipeptidyl-peptidase activity.
CCGUUUCGGAAGCAGAUCAUGGCGGGCCGGUUCCGUUUUCUUGAUUUACUUCGUUAUUGGUGGGCAAAAGUGGGGUCGCAGCCAUGGCGGAGGAGUUACUCGACGUCCUCACUCACACUGGUCAGCGAACCGGAAUCUCAAAACCCAGGGGACUUGUUCAUAAGGAUGGAGAUUAUCAUCGUGCCGUUCAUGUCUGGAUCUUUGCUGAGAGCACCAAAGAGCUUCUUCUUCAGCGACGAGCUGAUUGCAAGGAUUCAUGGCCAGGUCUCUGGGAUAUAUCAAGCGCGGGACACAUAUCUGCUGGUGAUACAUCGCUCAUAACUGCUAGGAGGGAACUUGAAGAAGAGCUAGGCGUGAAACUUCCAGAGGAUGCUUUUGAGUUGAUUUUUGAGUUCCUUCAGGAAUGUGUUAUAAAUGAUGGGACAUAUACAAAUAACGAGUUCAAUGAUGUAUAUUUGGUGACGACAUUAAAACCUAUCCCUCUUUCUGCUUUUACUCUUCAGGAAAGUGAAGUUUCUGCCGUUAAAUAUAUUCCAUGGGAGAAGUAUAAGACAGUUCUUGAGAAGGAAGAUCCUGACUAUGUACCAUAUGAUGUCAGUGGUACAUAUGGCAAGUUGUUCAGUGUAAUUGAAAAGAGGUAUAAAGAAGACAAGGUCGCACGAAGUUUGAUGCUUCAGAAACAACUGGAUCGUUAUGCUUCCAUUACACUUGAUGCAGAGCUAAGUGGAUUAUCCAAAGGAGAUAUGGAUGCAUUGGUCUUCAUCAUUAAGGCUGCCAAGGUUAUCGAUGAGAUUUUCUAUUCACAGGUCUGGGCUAGCAAUCCAACACUUAGGGACUGGUUAAAGGAACGUGCAGUCCUUUCUUCAUUGGAUCGCCUUAAAUGGGAAAAUUAUUCCAUCAAUAAGAGUCCUUGGUCUGUUCUUGAUGAGAAUGGAGCCUUCCUGUCUACUGCAGAUUCUGCUGUCAAGUUAUCUGCAGAUUCUACAAGGUCUGUUCCUGGGUGGGAAGGUGUAGAAUAUAGAGCUGCGUUUCCCACAGUAAAGCCUGCUGGGGCAAAUUUUUACCCCCCAGAUAUGGAUAAAAAGGAAUUUGAAUUGUGGAAGAACAAUUUGAGAGAUGAUCAACAAGAAGCUGCAACAGGCUUUUUCACAGUCAUCCGCAGGCCUGAAAGUUCAACUGUUCCUCAUGACCAAAUUAGUGAAGUUGAAUAUGGAACUCAAAGUCUUUGUGCUGUUCCAUAUCCCCGCGAAUACCAACCUCAUCUUCAUGAAGCAGCUAACUUUCUGAAGAAAGCCGAACGACUAGCUGAUUCUCCCAGCUUGAAGCAGCUACUGAGGACUAAGGCUGAAGCAUUCCUUUCAAAUGACUAUUUUGAAUCUGAUAUUGCAUGGAUGCAGCUGGACUCCAAGUUGGAUGUUACUAUUGGUCCUUAUGAGACAUAUGAAGAUGCACUCUUUGGGUUCAAGGCAACAUUUGAGGCAUUCAUAGGGGUUCGUGAUGAUGUUGCAACUUCCCAACUAAAGCUGUUUGGUGAUCGUUUGCAGGAUUUGGAAAGCAAUCUUCCAAUGGAUGAUGUUUACAAGUCAAAAGAUGUGGUUGCUGCGCCUAUCCGUGUAAUUCGGCUUCUAUAUAAUGCUGGUGAUGUUAAGGGUCCACAGACUGUUGCUUUCAACUUGCCAAAUGAUGAACGGAUAGUGAAAGAGAGGGGCACAUCAAUGGUUAUGCUUAAGAAUGUCUCAGAGGCAAAGUUCAUUCACAUCCUUAAACCUAUCGCUGAAGUAGCUAUAAGGGAGGACCAGAAACAACAUGUUGAUUUUGAAUCAUUUUUCACUCAUACAAUAUGCCAUGAAUGUUGCCAUGGAAUUGGGCCCCAUUCGAUUAGGUGCCCAAGUGGUAAAGAGUCAACAGUGAGAUUGGAGCUCCAAGAACUUCACUCAGCAUUAGAAGAGGCAAAAGCAGAUAUAGUCGGACUUUGGGCUCUUAAAUUCCUGAUUGAUCAGGGAUUGCUACCAAGAAAUUUAGAAAGGUCAAUGUAUGUCUCAUUCCUUGCUGGAUGCUUUCGUUCUGUGCGCUUUGGAUUGGAAGAAGCUCAUGGAAAAGGGCAGGCACUGCAAUUCAAUUGGCUAUAUGAAAAAGAAGCGUUCGUUAUGCAUUCUGAUGGAACAUUUUCAGUUGAUUUUACAAAGGUUGAAGAUGCUGUUGAAAGCUUGAGUAGGAAAAUCUUGUUGAUUCAAGCAACAGGAGACAAGCCUGCUGCAGGUUUACUUCUUAAGGAGUAUGCUGUCAUGACACAACCCUUGAAGAAUGCCUUGGAAAAGCUUGAAAAACUACAGGUUCCUGUAGAUAUUAGUCCUACAUUUCAACUUGCAGACGCUUUGUUGGAGGCCCAAAAGCAAUUUAAGACACAUUGAAUCAACGGAGCCUAGUGCAUGGGGUCAGGUGGAGUAAUUUAUCAUUAAAAUUUCAAAUCCUUGUCACUACAGACAACUGCAAAGGGAAGUACUGUACAAUAAAAGUUUUUGAUGUUUCUGCAUCCACGGGAUGAAUGAUCUGCUUAUGGUUGACGUGUGUGUGUGUCUAUAUCUCUAUAUAUAUAUAUAUAUAUAUAUAUAGAGAGAGAGAGAGAGAGAGAGAGAUUUUAGCAUAAACUCGAUUUUGUGAGGUAACUUUGUCUCAGGGCUUGCUUGCUCAUGACAACGAGACGCUAUUAUGCUCAGGCAUUCUCUCUUGGCUUAGAAAUCCAUGUACCAGCCUCAGACGGUUGGAUAUGUAUGAAUGGCUCUCUGUCAGUUAUGGAUGUAAAUGAUUUUUGGGAAUGUGGCUUUUUUAAUGGUAUCGAAUUCAACCGAAUCUGAUUUUUCA